UCUCUCUCUCUCUCUCUUCUUUUAUUUAAAAUUUUGCUUCUUUUUAAAGCCUGAGGAGAUCAAUGGCGGUGCGAAAUUGCCAUUCUUACUGUUAUCAUGAACUCCCAAUAAUAAUAUAAACCCAAACUCCGAUCCAUUUCUCUCUCUCUCUCUAAAUCAAACCAAAGCAGCCUCUUCUUCACUACUUUUGCUGCAAAAAGAAAGAGAAGCACAGUCGAUAAUUGAUAUAUAGAUUUAGAGAGAGAGAGAGAGAGAGAGAGAGACUCUGGAAAAGCAAAGCCUGCCUUCGUUUGCCUCCCCAGAGUAAGAACCGAAAGUUCCGAGCUUUUCCUUUUCCUGGAAAUGCUGUAGCUUCGUGGGUUCCCUUAUUACUGAUCUUCGUAUCCUUUCCUGGGUUUUCUCGCACUAUUCUUCAAUUGAUCUUUUCAGUUUUUGCUCAUUCAGCCUUGGCUUGCUAAUGAAAAAUUUUCUUAGUUGGAUCCUUGGGAUCUUACGCAAAUACGAGUCAGAUAUAAACCCAAGUUUCACUUUCAUAUCUGUGCACAUCUUAUUCCUGCUUGAAGUUUGAAUCUAUAAAGUGGAUAUGGCAGCUGAGCUUGUAAAUUCAGCGACAAGCGAUAAACUGACAGAAAUGGAUUGGAUGAAGAACAUUGAAAUCUGCGAACUAGUCGCAUAUGAUCAAGGGAAAUCCAAAGAUGUCAUCAAAGCUAUUAAGAAACGAUUGGGAAAUAAAAACCCUAGUAUUCAACUUUUUUCUGUCCUGUUAUUGGAGAUGUUGAUGAAUAAUUGUGGAGAACAUAUUCACAAGCAGGUGAUAAGUAAUGGAAUUCUUCCGAUACUGGUGAAGAUAGUGAAGAAAAAGUCAGGUCUUCCUGUAAGAGAGAAGAUAUUUCUACUUUUAGAUGCUAUGCAAACAUCCCUUGGUGGUGCUUCUGGAAAGUUUCCUCAAUAUUAUGCUGCAUAUUAUGAUUUGGUGAGUGCUGGUGUACAGUUUCCUCAAAGGCCGCCUGCUGUCGCUUCAGGUAAUUCUGUGCUGAAGGACACCAAAAGGAGUUUACUUGGGGCUGGAGAGAAAUCUGUACCUCCAAAAUCUGAAAGGGAUAUUCAGCCAGAAAAUCCUCAGAUUGUGCCUGAAUCUAGCAUUAUUCAGAAGGCUGGUGUUGCCCUGGAGGUUUUGAGAGAAGUAUUGGAUGCAAUUGACAUGCAACAUCCUGAGGAAGCAAAGGAUGAGUUCACUCUGGAUCUUGUGGAGCAAUGUUCAUUUCAAAAACAACGAGUAAUGCAUCUUGUGAUGACAUCUCGGGAUGAAAGGGUAGUUUCUCAAGCAAUUGAAUUAAAUGAGAAGCUGCACAAGGUACUUGCCAGACAUGAUGUUCUUCUGUCAGUUAAGGCUACCUCCACCGCUACUCAUUUUGACCAUGAAGAAUUGGAGGAAGAGGAGGCUGAACUGCUUUUCCGAAGAAUCCAAAAAGGGAAAGCAUGUGCAAAGGCUGAAGACGAAGUCCACCUGGAUCUACUUGGAUCUAUUCAUGCAGAAAGGCUUCACCGUCCACUUAUACGACCAUUAAAUUUGGAACCGCAAGUAUCCAAUAUGUCACCUCCAGUUGUCAUUCCUCCCCCACCGGCCAGACAUGUUGAGAGGGAGAGAUUUUUUCAGGAUAAAAGGGUGGAUGGUUCAACAUUAUCUGGUCACAUGAGGGGUCUCUCAUUGCAUAGUCGCAAUCCUAGCAGUUCAAACAGCGGAAGUAUUUAUUCCAGUGACUGAAGCCUGAUUGCAUUGGUCUUUCUUGAGUGGCUGUUAGAAUUGGUAUAUGGAGCAAUCGAGGUUGUACUCUUUAUGUAAUGGCCUGCCUUUAUGAGGUUGCAGAAGGGGUUGGUUCUCAAAAGUUCAUGUUCCCUUGAUUUUAAGUCUCUGCUCAUUUGGUGCCUUGCACUGCUCUUAUGUUCACCAAAGAUUGCUCGGACUCUAGUGUUGCUGGGUAUUUGUAGUGGCCUUCUAUGGGAAGAAGGAAGAAAUCACCUUUAGAGUUAUGUCCUUCCAUAUGACUGUUCCUUUGUCCUUUAUUUUUUUUUUUAAUAAUAUUUUCUAUAUCUGUAAAGGGGAUUCUGCAAGUCCAUUGUACUGAAUGUUUGUGGUACUAGGUGAAAUCAAGAAUGGACCUUUUAGUGUUGGUGCUUCUUGUCAUCACCAAAGUGGAGAGUUGAGAAGUUGUAACUUAUUUUGAUUGCCCCUUGUCGUAUUCUAAAAAAUUAGUUAAGGUAAGGGUAUAGAAGGAUUUUUAAAUAAAGUUGACAAGUAGUUUUCAUUUUGA
Macadamia integrifolia is the source of this 2312-nucleotide messenger RNA. RefSeq names its product TOM1-like protein 5. Bases 584 to 1765 code for a protein of 393 amino acids. Gene Ontology annotation, molecular function: ubiquitin binding; phosphatidylinositol binding. The transcript has 11 exons. The record is from RefSeq and is a predicted model, not a curated record. NCBI's taxonomy places the organism in Eukaryota, Viridiplantae, Streptophyta, Magnoliopsida, Proteales, Proteaceae. Gene Ontology annotation, biological process: protein transport to vacuole involved in ubiquitin-dependent protein catabolic process via the multivesicular body sorting pathway.